GGACUUCAGUUUCCAUCACAGAGGCAGAGGCAGAGACGAGAAAGAGAGCGAGAGAGAUCGACCGGAGCGAGAGAGAAAGAGAGAGAUAGGGGAGGGAGAGAGGAGAGAUGAUGAACAAGAAAAAGUUGAAAAUUCUUCUCUCUCUCUUCGCGAUAAAUUCAAUAACUCUCUACCUCUAUUUCUCCUCCCACCCCGAUCACUUCCGCCACAAUUCCAGGCCGCCGGCGAACCCCCAUUUCCAUUCCUCGGAGAAUCGUUUGCCAACAUUGGGAAACCACUCUCGCUCCCUUUUCCUGCACACCAAACCCUGGCCGAUACUCCCCUCCUACCUCCCCUGGUCUCAGACCCCUGAUGCCGCUCUCAGAUCCUGCGAAGCCUAUUUCGGCAACGGCUUCUCUUCCCGCUUUGAACUGCUCAGACCCUCCCCCGGGCUCGAUCACAAGUACCGCGACGGGAGUUCUACCGGAGGUUGGUUCAGGUGUUUCUAUAGCGAGACGUUGCAGAGCUCGAUAUGCGAUGCAGGGAGACUUAGGAUGAGCCCCGAUAAGAUUCGGAUGUCUAAGGGAGGAGAGAAACUGGAGACCGUGAUCGGAAGGGGAGAAGAUGAGGAGAUGCCGGUGUUCGAAGCUGGAGCCUUUGAUAUCCAUGUGACUGAUCGAUCUAAGUCCGGGCAGAAACUUAUAGAUGCUGAAUUUUUGAAUCGCUAUGUGCCCCAAGGUGCCAUUCAGAGGCACACUAUGCGUCAGUUGAUCGACUCAAUUCAAUUGGUUGGCCCCGAUGACUUCCAAUGCACUGAGUGGAUUGAGGAACCAACACUUCUGGUGACACGCUUUGAGUAUGCGAACCUUUUCCACACUUUCACAGAUUGGUACAGUGCAUAUGUGGCUUCUAGAGUGACUGGAUUGCCAAGUCGGCCUCAUUUGGUUUUCGUGGAUGGCCACUGUGAGACCCAAUUGGAAGAAACAUGGAAAGCACUGUUUUCAAGCCUCAGAUAUGCAAAAAACUUUAGUGGUACUGUUUGUUUCCGGCGUGCUAUCCUUUCACCUUUGGGGUAUGAAACAGCCCUCUUUAAGGGACUGACAGAAAACAUACGCUGUCAAGGAGCUGCAGCAGGUGAUUUGUGGCAAAACCCUAAUGACCAGAAAACUGCACGGUUGCAUGAAUUCGGGGAGAUGAUAAAAGCAGCCUUUGGGUUUCCAGUGGAUAGACUCAGCAACACAAAACCAGUUUUGGGUCACAAUGUUCUCUUUGUUCGACGUGAAGAUUACUUUGCCCAUCCUCGUCAUGGUGGGAAAGUACAGUCAAGGCUUAGCAAUGAACAAGAGGUGUUUGAUUCGAUUAAGAACUGGGCCUCAGAUCAUUCUGACUGCAAGCUGAACAUAAUCAACGGAUUAUUUGCACACAUGUCAAUGAAGGAGCAGGUCCGAGCAAUACAAGAUGCUUCUGUCAUUAUCGGGGCCCAUGGUGCAGGUAUGACUCACAUCAUAUCUGCAAUGCCUAAAACAGUAAUCCUAGAGAUCAUUAGCAGUGAGUAUAGGCGCCCCCAUUUUGCGCUAAUUGCCCAGUGGAAGGGUCUGGAGUACCAUGCCAUUCAAUUGGAUGGUUCGCGUGCCAAUCCUCCUGUGGUGAUUGACAAGCUCAGCGGCAUUUUAAAAAGCCUGGGAUGCUGAAUUUCACAAUGCUUCAUUCAUUGUUCGAGCCAUUGUCGACAUCACCACCGAGUUUUUUCAAGCGUGUGAUUUCCCGAGUUUUUUCAAGCGUGUGAUUUCCUGAUUAGAAUGACGAGCUCGCCGGGAGAUCAUUCACUUGAUGACAGUCAGACAGUGAAAUCAAGACUAACCAGUGAACAUAUGAAACCAGUAGGAGGCUUGUUAACUCUUGUGUAACAAUUUUCUCCACUUUAGGGGCAAAUCAGCAUGAUAAACUCAUCUCUGUACAUUUUACAAGGAAUCUGACCACUUGUAUCAUGUCGUACAGUCAUUGGAAGGCUUCAUACGCUCCUUCUGCCUUCUGUAUUGCUUGGUGAUUACAUUUUUGAGUGAUAAAGUUGGAAUCUUUCUUUCUUCUUUUUUAUUGUCUUUAGUGUUUUUUUUUUUU
Ipomoea triloba (trilobed morning glory) is the source of this 2097-nucleotide messenger RNA. RefSeq names its product beta-1,2-xylosyltransferase. Gene Ontology annotation, molecular function: glycosyltransferase activity. The coding region runs from base 108 to 1670 and encodes 520 amino acids. The record is from RefSeq and is a predicted model, not a curated record. NCBI's taxonomy places the organism in Eukaryota, Viridiplantae, Streptophyta, Magnoliopsida, Solanales, Convolvulaceae. The transcript is spliced from 3 exons.